This is a messenger RNA of Megalops cyprinoides (Indo-Pacific tarpon), 2731 nucleotides long. RefSeq names its product thioredoxin domain containing 11 (gene txndc11). Lineage: Eukaryota; Metazoa; Chordata; Actinopteri; Elopiformes; Megalopidae. The coding region runs from base 171 to 2636 and encodes 821 amino acids. The record is from RefSeq and is a predicted model, not a curated record. The transcript is spliced from 12 exons.
AGUACGUGGCGAAGGAGGGUUGCAUAGUGUGUAUUUCAAAGAGCACAUCAAGUGGGUCAGUGUCAGAACUCUCCCAUUUAUGACAAGGCUCUAUCCCACCCACCUUGGCUAGCGUAUGUUUGCUGUGUAAACCUGAGUGUAUAAAUGGGAGGGACAGGAUAGCAUCUGUAAUGCUGCGCCGGUUGCGGGUGUCUCUCCGGCAGGUGGUGAAUCAGAUGGCCCGGAGACCCGAUCUUCUGUGUGGAGCCAUAGUGCUGAGUUGCCUCCUUAUCCUCGCAGUCAAAUUAACCUGCAGCCGUGCGAAGAAUGUGGUUGCCCCAGCGCGGCCUCCCGUCCGCUUCUUCUCCAGUGAUGCACCAGUGGUGGACCUCUUCCUGGGGCAGCUGGAGCAGGUGGACAGACUGCGCAGCAUGGCCGAGGUCUCCCUCAUCUUCUUCUAUGCUCCAUGGUGUGCCCACUCCAUCACUGCAAGAGAGGAGGUGCAACACGUUGCCAGGAGGUUGUCCAGAGAGGUGCAGUUCAUUGCAAUCAACUGCUGGUGGCACCAUGGAAAAUGCAGGAAACAGCAGAACUUCUAUCAGUACCCAGUUAUACACCUGUUCUACAGAAGAUUUGGUCCAAUUGAUUACAAGGGGCCCCUCACGGCAGCAUACCUGGAGAGGUUUAUCCAAAGGGUCAUCACCCCACUUACUUACCUUCCAUCUCGAGCCACACUACAAGACUUCCUUUCAUAUCAUGAGCCAGGAGUAGUGGGCUAUUUUGAAUUCAAUGCUUCACCACAACCUCCUGGAUAUCUGAUAUUCCUCUCUUCAGCUCUCCAGGCCCUGAAGAGGGAUUACCGAGGAAGCAUGCGAUUCGCAGUGAUAACGAGUAAGCAGGUGGCAGAGGCAAUAUCAGUGUUUGAAGAUGAGACGAUCUACAUGCACCGACGCUUCAACACGUCUCUGAUUUUCCCGCGGGCGGAGAGGAACUUCACAUCAGAGAACAUCUGCAGCUGGGCAUAUGAGCACCGGGAGAGCGUGAUGCACUGGCUGCAGCCCCAUGGGGCCAAGAGUCAGCUGCUGGAGCACGAGCUGACCAAGGGCCCUGCACUGCUCCUCUUCCUGCCUUUUGACCCCUUGUCUCCCAGUCAGCCCCUCCUCAAGCAGAUAGCAGACAUCGCUCUGCAGUACCACAGCUGCAAUGAGACCCGGUGGUGGGAGCGGCCUACUUACUGGGAUGGCACCUGGCAGCCGAGCAGAAGGCUGCCCCUUGCCAGCACCCCCUGCUGCAACACAGUGGUCCUGCCCCGCUUGGACUACUCCUCCCGCACGCACAACGUGUGCGAGCUGUGCCUCAACCAGUCUGCGGGUGUGCGGCCCAGUGCCGUCCAGUCUCCGCGCUGCACCUUCCUGGAGAUGGAGGCCGCUCUGGACUCCUUCUACCUCAAACAGCACACCUUCACCCAGCUGCUGGCCCACAGCACGGCCUGCAGCAACGUCGUCAACACCUACAGCCCUUUCAGCCACUUCAGCGCCUGCUGCAAGACCCUCAGGCCCAGCUUCCCCUCCCCUGCACCCCCUCUGGAGGCCUUCCCUCAGGCCCCCGGCCCCCAGGUUGCCAACAUCACGGGGCUAAAGUGCAGGACUAAUAAGACCUUGAGGUUCUACCUUCUGGACUCGCACCUGCAUUGGACAUUUGCGGCGAGGCUGGGAGCACAAGGCAGCGCCCACCAUGAACUGUUCGCCACUAUAGUGAAUCUCCCGGAUGAAGUCCACUAUGUCCUGGACCAUAGAGAAGGUCUAAAAGAUAGAUUAGAGCACUUCAUCUGGAACUACAGCGUUCCAUACAGUCCACUGAAGAGGCAUCUGGUUGGUGACUCUGUGCCAAAGUCCCCGGACUCCUUAAUCAAAGAAGUGACGACAGCCUCCUUCCUCAGCACAGUCAUGGACCCUGAGAAGGAUGUCCUGCUGUUCUACUACACACAGUGGUGUGGGUUUUGCACAGUCCUCAACCACAUCAUCAUCCAGCUUGCUCGGCUCUUCCAAGGGAAUAGCAAGUUCACUGUCGCCAGGGUUAAUACUGCCCGAAAUGACCUUCCAUGGGAAUUCAUGGUGGACCACUUCCCUGCUCUUCUUUUCUUUCCUAGGGAGAGGAAGCACUUGAGUGUGAAGUUCCCGGAAGACCUUCCCAUCACCCUGCCCAACCUGGUGCGCUUCAUCCUGCAGCACUCCAGCAUCCUGCGACGGGACGGGACGCGGGCGGGGCUGCUGGAGGAGGAGCUGCGGCGGAUGCAGGUGGAGGUGCGGGCGCUGCAGCAUGCCCGGGAGCAGCUGUCCCAGCAGCUCUCCCAGCUGUGGCAGGAGAAGCGCAGGCUGUCCCUCCACACGCAGACGCUGGAGUCCCGCAACGCAGAGCUGCAGCAACAGGGCCGGCGGCUAGAGCUGCUCUACCAGGAGAAGCACCAGCAGCUGCUGGACACGGUCAGCAAGCUGCAGGCCCUGGCCGAUGCCUCAGAGAAUCUCCUUGCAGAGAACACCCUGCUCAAAGUCCUGCUGGCCUCCGUCAAGGAGAAGGCCCAUCCGGAGCCCAGCGCAGGGCAGGAGUUCACGGGGGAAGGCACUACAGAAGACCUGAAGAGUCACGGCCACUCCUGAGGCCAUCCAACACUGGAUACACUGACUUUUUUCAAAAUGGGCCUUUGACACCCAAGAUGUACAUUUAGCAAGAAUUUUGUUGUGUUUUUGUUUUG